ACAUAAAUGUUCAUCAAUAUUCAUAACACAUCCAUUUUGAGAGAGAGAGAGAGAUGGAAGGAAUGAGAGAAAUCGCGAGAUCCUACUACGAGAGAGCAAGCGAUGCCGAGAAAAAAUCAAUCAAACAAUCCUUCGCUAAACUCGACUUGGACGGCGACGGGAAGAUAAGCCUGGCCGAGUUCAAGAAAACGACGAGCUCGUGGCUGUGCGCGGAGGCGGUGUUCAAGAAGCUCGAUGAGAACGGGGACGGAUGCCUCGAUUUCGAGGAAUUUCUGUGCCUUCACUACAUGGAGCAGAAGGUGGACAUCGCCAGGUGCAGCGGCUGCUGGGAGCUGCUGGUGGGGCCCUACUUCUCUUGCUUGCUUUGCUUCGGAAGAGGCGCCGACGCGUAUGAUCUCUGCUGCGCUUGCUACCGCCACGGCGGCAGUUUGUCGCAUGAGCACUCUGUGCAGAACAUGAUGGAUCACCACUCUCUCAUCAAGCUCUUCCGGAAUCGCACCGCUGCUGCUGAAAAAGAUAAGAAUAAGAAAGAAAUGGAGGAACUGCGCGAAAUCGCAAAAGCCCACUACCGAGCCGGCUCUCCUCAAGUCCAAACAUUAGCCUACGAGUUCUACCGGUCCAUGGACUCGGACGGAGACGGCCGAGUCGACCUGUCCGAGUUUCUAGCCUUCAUGAGUCACGAAGGCUAUCCCUACAUGCAAAACGCUAGUUUCUUCGACGAGCUCGACGUCGAUGGCAACGGCACCCUUGACUUCUCCGAGGUCAUGACGUUGUACUACAUCAUCAAGAGCGGCCGCCCCUUCUGCGACUGCUGCGCCAAAUUCAUCCCCGGAGUAUUCUUCUCCUGCGUCGAGUGUUUUAAGAAUCCUAAUACCUCGUUCGAUCUGUGUCGGGAUUGCUACCGGGUGGGGAGGUGCGACCAUAAUCACGGCGGCCGGGCUCAGUUUUUGGAUAAUCAUACGUUGUUGCAGGCUAUGAGAGAUCCGGCGCUUGCACAUGCGUCGGGAGUAGCAUUUCAUGAGGCAUUGAAUAGACCAACUAAUGCCAUAGUUCCAUUGCAACAUGAUGGAAUCUACAUGAAUAAUUCGUACCCGACUCCAUACAAUUCAAACAUACAUCCCCAAAAUGCAAUUGUUCCAGCAUCAUCAAAUAUAAAUUGGAGCAAAUGGAAGCUUGCACUUAAUGCGUUUGAAGUAUCACUCAGCGUUGGGAACGUUGCCGGCACCCUUUGCACUAUCUUGUGAUCUUCUUUGGCUACGAGCAAUUUUCUACUAUGUCUUUUCUCCCUAUUUGCAUAUUUGUUGCUCUUGAGUGUGACAGACAUCACUUGAAAUUCUAUUGCAUUUGGUAUUUCACUUCGGAUUU
Molecule: messenger RNA, 1365 nt
Organism: Salvia splendens (bonfire salvia)
Lineage: Eukaryota; Viridiplantae; Streptophyta; Magnoliopsida; Lamiales; Lamiaceae
Exons: 4
Coding region: 54-1244 (396 amino acids)
Cellular component (GO): endoplasmic reticulum
Molecular function (GO): calcium ion binding
Source: RefSeq, a predicted model, not a curated record